This is a messenger RNA of Pseudomassariella vexata, 1715 nucleotides long. Its product is annotated as pyridoxal phosphate-dependent transferase. NCBI's taxonomy places the organism in Eukaryota, Fungi, Ascomycota, Sordariomycetes, Amphisphaeriales, Pseudomassariaceae. The record is from RefSeq and is a predicted model, not a curated record. The transcript has 2 exons. The coding region runs from base 158 to 1537 and encodes 459 amino acids. Gene Ontology annotation, molecular function: transaminase activity; pyridoxal phosphate binding.
GUCUCGUUUGCAAAACAAGUUCAUAGCAGAUAAGAAUAAGUGAAUACUGGGUAGGAUCGCGACCCGUUGCAGCUUUUUGGCCUGAAGGGCGUUCGGAACUUCGCAUCUGCCAGAGUCAAAGGGUUCUAGUUGGGGACUAUUACCAACUUUGUGAACUAUGGCACCCGUAGCACUCAGAGAUACAUAUUCAGGCGUUGAGGCGGCUGUCAAGUCUAAGGUGGCUCAGUCAACAACCAAAGAUGCCGCUCAGACGGCUCUCUUAGCAGCUGCCACGCGCUUUGAAGACGCCAACCCCAAAUCCAAGGCCCAGCACGAAAUUGCAGCCGGCAUCCUACCGGGUGGUAACACCCGCACGUUACUUCAUACCACGCCAUUCCCGUUGUCGAUGAAGUGUGGAAAGGGGUCUUCCGUCUGGGACGAAGAUGACCAUAAAUAUACCGACUUCGUCGGCGAACUCACAGCCGGCAUAUUUGGCCAUAAUCACCCAGUGAUUAGGGAAGCCAUUGUGUCGGCUUUCGAUAAUGUCGGUGUGUCCCUUGGCUCAACCACUAUCCAAGAGCAGAAGCAUGCCUCGCUAAUCUGCGAGCGUUUUGGGCUGGAGCGCCUCCGCUUUACCAAUACGGGCACUGAAGCUAACUUACACGCGCUUAAUGGUGCCAAACGCUUCACUGGGAGACGCAAGGUGCUCGUGUUUUCAGGUGGGUACCACGGUGCCGUGCUGUCAUUUGGCGACGGCAAGGUGGCGGAGAAUAAUGUGGAUCGGGAGGAGUGGGUGAUCGGGAGAUAUAACGAUGUUGAUGGUGCUAAGCGGCUGAUUGAAGAGACGCCGGAGCUGGCAGCUGUCUUAGUUGAGGGUAUGCAAGGCGCUGGAGGGUGCAUAAGGGGCACGAAGGAGUUUUUGCAUACCAUCCAGGAGACAACGAAGAAGGUGGGCGCUGUCUUCAUCCUGGACGAGGUUAUGACUUCCCGUAUCGCUCCGGGUGGUAUUCAGCGGUUGAUGGGCUUGAAGCCCGAUAUAACCUCCUUUGGCAAAUACUUGGGCGGCGGAUUCCCGAUAGGUGCGUUUGGUGGAAGUGAGAAAAUCAUGCGAGUGUACGAUCCGAGGGUCCCCGGGGCGCUGUCCCACUCUGGUACAUUCAAUAACAACACCAUGACGAUGCAUGCUGGUUAUGCUGGGCUGUUCCAGGUGUACACCGACGAGGUGAACCUUGCCUUCAACGCAAAAGGUGACGCAUUGCUCGAGAAGUUGCAACAUGUCAGCAAGGGAACAAAGGUCUUCUUCACAGGUAUGGGAGCUAUAUUGGCUGCCCAUUUUUCAGAUGGUGGCUCUCAGGAGGUUACGUGUAUCGAAGAUUUCGAAGAAAGGGGUGACCUGAGGGAUCUCUUUUGGUACGAAAUGUUGGAAGAUGGCUUCUGGAUCACGAGGAGGGGAUUUAUGGCGCUGAUAUUGGGUACGCCCGACGAAGAAAUGGACCGGUUUGUUGAGUGCGUUGGCAAGUUUUUGCAGAGGCACAAGGAUAUUUUGAUGCCCGAGUAGAGUUUGCGUUCAUGCACAUUUUUGUAUCAAAUUAAUUUGGGUUUUAUAAGCCAAGAUCACCAAAUGGGCCCAUGUAGUUGAAACCCGAGUUUCCCCAGUAUAGAUGGCUUGAAUCUGAAUUCCCACUCGUCACCCUAGGCUGCAUCUACACCGAGAUAGUUUGGGAAUACACGUUGAC